AUGUCUGGGAGACACAAGAAGAGAAUCAAGGUUGUUCCAACAGCCAAGGAGAUUCAGGAGCUAGAACAUUAUUCAAAGUUUGGUAAAACAAGGAGUCAUGACACCUUGCCCAGGUCUGCUAGGCCAGUGCCUGAGAGACCCAAUCGCAUCCAGUUGCGACCCCUGGUGCCGGCGCCUGUGACUACAAUGAGACAUCCUCUGACUGGAGUCACUUCUACCCAUUCACUAACAUCCUCCUCCUCUGCCACUUCAUUUAGUAGUAAGUAUGACACAGCUCCUGGUAUGAUCCCUGUUCCUGUUACCAUCAAGGACCCCAGAAUGCUGGAGUGGAUGACAGAGUUUGAUGAUGGGCCACAAAGCAGCUAUGUUUACAGACCCACUUUUCUCCAGUUCCGCAGUGAUGAUCCAGAGGAUGACAGGUUUGAGGAUAUCAAAGUUCGUUCAGAGGCUCUGGAAAGGAAUGAGAUGAACACCUACUAUUCUAAGGUGCGCAGGGAAGCACCCUUUCAUUGGUUGAUGAUCUGCUGCAACUUGUACUCUGUCACGUACUCAAGCUACUUACUUUACAAGUUCUCUGAGUUUGGGGAAAGUUAUGUUCGAAACAAUGUCAAGUCCCCCCUGGUAGCACACAGAUACUUGCAGUGUCAUGUCUUGUUGUCCGCCCUCAUCAGCCUGCUGGAGGCGGUGCGGCGGUCUUUUGACGUGCCGUUCAUGGUGUGGUUCUUGUGGUCGCGUGGCGCCAUGCGCGGCCUGGCCAACCUGGACGUGCGGGCCAAGGUGGACGACAUCAAGUCCCUGCUGUACCUGCUCUACUGCACCUGGACUGUGCCUGGCAUGACCUACGAGACCCUCAGGUUCUUCGGGUUCGACAUCCGGGUCGCGUCGCCGUUCCAGGCCUUCUUUCCGCUGGCCUUUGUGUCCUACGCUGCGCUGGCCAUUGUGCGUCCGCUCAGGGGUCUCAGUUAUGACAGAGUGGCCAUGAACUUCAAUGUCUUGUGGAAGAUUCCUGUGUUAGUGUCUGCCACGACUCUGUCAAUUUUCUACCUCAUCAAUGGAUACGCUGACCACGACGACCACGUUCUCCCGCCCUUUGGCCUGAAAAUCCUGGUGGCCAGCGUGCUCAACUGGGCCUACCUCAACUACAUUCGCGGCCUGCAAGAGUGCUUCUCCCUGUACCAGCCCGGCGACUUGGAAACGGCGGUCCUGCGAUGCGGCGACACCGUGGCCUUCUCCACGUUCCAGCACCGCUUCAGCAGGGCCUUCGAGAACGUCUUCACUUCGACGGCCGGAUGA
This is a messenger RNA of Notodromas monacha, 1293 nucleotides long. NCBI's taxonomy places the organism in Eukaryota, Metazoa, Arthropoda, Ostracoda, Podocopida, Cyprididae. The record is from the annotation of a GenBank genome assembly.